Messenger RNA from Camponotus floridanus (Florida carpenter ant), 8185 nucleotides. RefSeq names its product protein numb (gene numb). The transcript has 10 exons. The record is from RefSeq and is a predicted model, not a curated record. Bases 2605 to 4578 code for a protein of 657 amino acids. NCBI's taxonomy places the organism in Eukaryota, Metazoa, Arthropoda, Insecta, Hymenoptera, Formicidae.
CUGGGAGGGUUGUCGUAUCCGUUGGGGCAGGCUCGCUUAUGCCGGAGAAUAUACACCAUCGAACAAAGUCUCCUCAUACUGAAUACCGGAUCCGGUGAAAGUCCGCAAUGUUGUAUCGCGUCGUUUUCUGCGGUAAAGGUGUGAUGGUGCGGUGACACUACUUCCAGACCUGAAUUUUAUUGAUAAGUGCUCGUCCAAAUUCCACGUUUUUAAAUUAUCUCGCUGUUGAAUUAUCUACCUAUGUCGCUGUUGAAUUAUCUACCUAUGUCGCUUGUGAAUUCUCAUCCAGAUGGCGUAUUCGUUAUUACAUGAAAACGUUAAACGUUCGUUUGAAAGUCGUAGGCAACGUUACCGCCCGUUGGAUUACCUGGCAAAUUCUUCUCUAGCUGAAUUAUCGAACACUUUGUAACCGUGAAUACUCUUGCUAAUAACUCUUAAUGACGUCGUCAUUGAUGUACAUUAUUCAGAUUUCAUCACAGUGUUACACAGCCUCUUCCGUUUGAUUCACUUCACCAGAUAAAUUUGAAGUGGAAAGAAGUGACAGAUGAUUCUUCCGAAAAAUUGUCAGACGACUGGAUUCUACGAGGAAUCAAACGUACUUUCCAGUUCCGGUGGGGUCGCCGGAAGUAGCUGAGCGUGACGGGGCUAACGGAAAAACGUGGGAACUCGCAUCGCACAACUGCACUCCAUCGCUCCAUUAGUCGACAUACGCUAAACGAGCUCGUGGAUAAUCGCAUUAUACACUUUGCGACAAAUGUUGCUCUAGCGCGAGAAAACUUCCAUCGUAAAUUGCUAUCGUAUUUAAAUCUCUUUCGUAUUGGCGGUGUAAACCAAGACGAGUAUAGUACAAAAGAACCAUACGGAAAAAAGAAAAGAAGAAAAGAAAAUAACGGAGGAGAUUAACUUGUUUGUUGUUGAGGUGAUACCUUAAUUGCCUCGUCGGAAGCACUCAACGGCUAUUCAAUUAGAUGGGUGGGAAAACAUUGUAUCGAUUAAACUGUGCGAAAGACCCGCGAUAAGAAAAUUCGCAGGAGAACGAGUCCAUAAAAUACACUGAAGUCUCCUUCCGCUGUGACCUUAUUAAUUAGCGUAUUAAAGCGGCGUGAAGUCAGUUUAAUUAAAUGUGCGCAAGGUAUCUCUUGAACUCCGAGAGGGAAGGUCCAACUACAGGACGCUCCAAUACAGAUACUCGGAAGUUAAAUGGAAUUAGUUCUAGUCUCAAAUAAAUGAGUUCCUGACCGUCCGACUAAAUUUUUCAUUUAUACAGUCGAAUAAUUAUGAGACUCGAGAAAUUCGCAUUAGAAGAUCAUUGUCUCAGAUCACAUGACACCGAUUACAACUCUAGAAGAAUGAAAAACGAAAUUCGCUAGAGAGCGAAAAGAGAAUCGGAAUUCGUGAUGGUCUUCGCAGUAAUAGACAUAUUGAGGACGCACGCAAUCAUCGUUUAAAAAUAACGAAACGCAAAGAGAUCGCUAAGGAAGCAUCAUCACGCAAGACGAGGCUAACUGCAUUGUAGCCUGGCGUGCGGUAAAAUACGUGGUUUCCCGCUGUUUGCCUGCGAAGGUGCUCUGUGGUAUCUGUGUCUGCGAUCUGCGGACUGAAGAGAGACAGAGCGAAGGCAUUCAAAGAGAAGAAGAACUUAGUCGCGGGACUAGGAACGAGGAGAGAAAGACUGAUAGGAAUCCCACUCUUCUCUAGGUAGAAUCUGUGACGUCAGCCUGGAGCAAGUUGUAUGACCAGUUUGCUGCUAAAGAGAGGCAAAAGAGUAGAAGAAGAGGAAGGAAAAAAAGCGAGGAAGGAGAGCGGGAGAAAUAAGAAGAGGCAAUAGUCUUCUCUCUCACAUUCAUCCGCGUUUUUACCGGUUGGCUCUCUCUAAAGCAUCUCGCGCCGCCAUGUCAUCCGCGCACCAAGACAUCCAUCAGCAGCAGUAACGCGUUUGCCCCUACCUCUCUCUUCUCUCUCUCUCUUUUUCUCUCUAUCUGUCUUCGCGGCAUCCAUUCAGUGGCCGUUGUGUCGGACUAAAAUUACCCCGGUCGGCUGAUCGCCGUGAUCUAAGCGCGAGCGGAGUGCUCGCUCCAGCGUGAAACGUUUCGGAGCAGAUCGCGUCAAGGAGGCGCAUCUCUUGAUGCAUCGAAUAUGUGAAGACGUCGUGCGACAUCAGUGAUAUAAUCGUUUCGUGAUUUAAUCGAGAAACCCUGCGCUCGAUGGAAAGUGUACGUCAUUUCGAGUUGAUGAAUAAUACAAGCAUUCAGAGUCUACAUAGCAGAGGUGAAAGAAAUCGAAAGGUCAUUGACGAAUCGAUAUGUAGACUCACGUAAUGCUUAUAGUGGGUCUUUCGAAACCUCAUCGAGACAUUUGGGUAACUUGAAGAGAAACUUCGUAGAUUUUUCUCUCUUUCUCUCUCUCUUAUUGUGUAUGAAAGAUAAACGUGCUACACGCUUAAAGAUCACACCUGUAAGUCAGUGCGCAUGGAUGUCGUUGAACGAUUGUUGGAUAUCGCGAAUGGUUCAUCAAAGGAUACCUAAAACUGCUAACGGUCCGUUGUAUUUGGAUACUUGAAGAGUGUGAUACUACUCAUCGUGAAAACAUCGUUGCUCGAGAGAAAUGGGAAACCACCCAUCCGCCCACCAGCCACUCGAGAGGGCCAGCCAUGCUGGAAAUGGUCUUCGUCUCUCGAAGCGCGAGAGAUCGCCGGGGAAAAGAAUGGAUCGGCUUCGACGAAGCUUCCGGGAUAGCUUUCGCCGACGGAAAGAAUCUCACGUACCCGAGUCCAGCAAGCCCCAUCAAUGGCAAGCUGAUGAAAGUGCAGUACGUUCAGCCACGUGCGCUUUUCACGUCAAGUACCUGGGAUGCGUAGAAGUGUUCGAAUCGAGGGGUAUGCAGGUUUGCGAGGAAGCCCUUAAAGUUCUCCGAAAUUCGAGGCGAAGACCAGUUCGGGCGAUACUUCACGUAUCCGGUGACGGACUGCGCGUUGUAGAGGACGAAACGAAGGGAUUAAUUGUCGAUCAGACGAUCGAAAAGGUUUCAUUCUGUGCACCUGAUAGAAAUCAUGAAAAGGGGUUCAGUUAUAUCUGCAGGGACGGUACAACGAGGCGAUGGAUGUGCCAUGGAUUUUUAGCAUUGAAGGAAUCGGGGGAAAGAUUGAGUCACGCAGUGGGUUGCGCCUUUGCCGCGUGUCUGGAAAGGAAGCAACGACGGGACAAAGAAUGCGGAGUUACAAUGACUUUCGAUUCAAAGACUUCCACCUUCACGAGAAGCGGCAGCUUCAGGCAACCUAGUCUCACGGAACGAUUGCAGGAAUCACGCGAUCGUGCAGUAGAUGUUCCUCCGGUCAAGCAGGUGUAUAAUCCCUUCGCAAUCGAGAGGCCGCACGCCACUCCGUCUAUGCUCGAACGACAGGGUUCUUUCCGAGGUUUCACGCAGCUUAAUCAAGCAUCCCCAUUUAAAAGGCAGCUCAGUCUACGAGUCAAUGAUCUUCCUAGUAAUCUGGAACGCACACGUAGUCACAGCCUCGAGCCGACGGAUUUGUCGCGAAUGCCAUCAGCUCUUUCGCACAUUGUACCUUUGAAACCGCCGGAGUUCGAAGGAUAUGACGAAGUGAGUCCAAUACCAGAAAUAUCUCCCGGUGGCCAAGAUAGCGUCUCUGCGAUGUGUCAGCAACUUUCUCGAGGGCUUUCUCUGCUUUCGAGCAGCGACGACUUUGGACCAUUGCCGCCCCAACUUACUGCGAGCUCCGUCGCUAAACAACUUUUCACGAGCAUCACCGCUAACUCUCCUCCAGUAACGAGUAGCAGCUCGUUGGACGAGAUGAAACUGCAAAACGGUCCCAGCAUUAAUAACAACAACGACAAAAGCGACGAGCUCAGCAAUUUGAAUCAUGUUGGGCCCAGCUGGCAAGAGUCGGCAUCCCCUGUUCUCGCGUCGAACCAUAGGCUCACUCCGCUUCUUAAAGCAAACAACUUGAGUCCCGUUCUUCCAAGGACGAACGCGCCCACUCCGGUCGUUAUGAGCACACCAGCACCUGUUUCUUCUGCUGUAGGUGCUUUUGGCACACCACCGUCAGCAGCAAGCCCCGCUUUUAGCACAGCUUCUACGUCCUCUUUGAGAAAUACGCCUACGCCGGCUGCGAACAGAUCACCGAUACCAUUAAAUUCGGCAAUGACACCGAAAACAAGUUCUCCUAGUGCCAGCGUAGCGUCCGUCUCUUCGGCAUUAUCGACUUCGACCGACGUCGCCCAAGUUUCAUCGGCAACCGGUGUUUCGACAGCUUUAGUACAACCGCUUUCCACGGCAGCCGGUUUGCCGAAACCAGAACAAUGGUUGGGUAGUAUAACCGGCUCUGUACCAUCGCCGGUACCGCAGCAGGUACCUGCCAGUCCUCGGCGAGCACCUCCGCUUCACGCCAGGGCGCUUUCGCUUGGAUCAGCCGCGAUGGGCCAGGCUUCCAGAGGAGGACCAUCCGAUCCCUUCGAUGUCGAAUGGGCGGAAAUCGCCGCCAGAAAUCUGCGGCAAUCAACCACGACGACGAAUCCUUUUAUUAUGCCGAACGCGACCCAGGCGUUUCAGGUGCAGUUGUAGCGUCAGGAGUUCAUUAACAACGUCGCCAAGUAUUUCCGUUCGAACACAUAGCGGCAACAAACACGUUCGCGUUUCGACAUCGAGCACGAUCGAAAAUACUACACGUGAGCUGCCGUGUCUUCGAAUCGACCUCGGAUGCCGUCGAAUGCUAUCGCGUGCAUAAUACCGCGAUCGAGCAUCCGGUUGGAUGGUACGAGUUCUCUCUCGACGGGACCCAAAGAGAAGUCAGAUCCCGAAAAAGAGUAAUGAUCUUUCUCUUAUCGAGUCGGCAUUUAGUAGCAACGACAGUAGCAGCGAACUUUAAACCAGCACAAAGAAAAUAUCAGCGUAAAUUACUUUAUAGAUAGAUAAAUAUACGCGCACAGCCUUAACGACCUCAGUAAAAAUAAAAAAUGGUACACGCAUAAAUGCAUAAAAGCAAACGUUCGGGAGAUGACGUGACAGGAGAUACACAGUUUCACGCACCGAAUAAUAACAAUGGCUUACAAGCUCGUCAGCCGAUUAUAAGGAGAAGCAAUAGAUGUCGCGAAAUAUCAAAGGAUUUCCCGACAGUAUCGAUAAUUAUAUUCAAUGUCUGUCACGCGAUAUAUCAUAAUUGGAUAUUCCAAUUAUCUUGAGUAGAGUUAGGCUCGAACCGCGAGCGGUUAUCGUCGUUCUGCAUGAAAAACGAAAUUGUAUGCACCCAAGAGAUUAUACUGCACCCUUAACGAUUUUUUUCUUUUUCAAGAGAGAAAAUUAUGCGUAGUGUAGUCGCUCUUCGUGAUCAUGUCUCGCGAACUGGAUCACGAAGUGAGAUAAUUGUACCUUUCGCAAAAGAGGAAUUUGCAUUUCCGGCGGGCUCACCCGGCUCAGACAAGCACUUAGAUAGACGAAUGACGUUUCACCAUACGUGAAAUGUCAUUAUGCAGGUGGAUUAACAUCCGCGUGAGGGACUGUGAUAUCGAUGGGAAGUGGCCAGUACUUAAGCGAACAGGGUCGAAGAGAAGUAUCGUGAAGAACUUGCUCAAGGUCGUCGUGCCGCGCGAUAAUAGAGAAUAAGAGCGAUCGUGAGCUCGGGUACCGCGGACUUUAUCGUCCUGUAUAGCCGGCAGAAAACACCCAUAUAGAUUACUUAAAUAAAAAUUAGCUGUUGAAGAUUAUAGCGAAGAUAUUGUCUUACAUUAUCGUCGUCUAUUAUAUACACACACACACGAUCGUGUUGCAUUUAUCGUAAAGACCGAGGAUCGUGGGAUGAUGAGAAAAUUCUCGCACGAGGACAACGCUCGCGGAAAGAUUUCCUCGAGGGUCUUUCCUCGACGGUGCUUCCGCUCUGUAAUAGCAACAGCUGUGCGAAAAUCGUUCGCUGAGUCGAUCCUCGAAAUAAUGCGAAUUCAUAUCUAUGAUCUAAUUGCAAUCAAGUGCAAAGGAGUUUCCUCAGUCCCGUAUAGAAAUUGAUCGCGUUUCGCGAGAUAUCAGUAUUGCGCCUCUAGCAGCUUUCAGUCUUUCAAAUUAACGGCUGCACUUUCGGUUUUUCGAAACGGAUCGAGGGUAAACGUCGAGGAAGGCCAAGGCAGAUAAUCACAAGAGGGAUAAUUGAGGCGUGCAUGUGUGUAUGCAUUGUAUAUAGAUUAAUUAUUUAAAGUAUGAAGCGACAGUGUAGGAACAUGAGGGAAUGUAUGAAAAAAUUAUAGAAAGGAAAAGAGAGAGAGAGAAAGAAAGAAGAAGAAGACAUAAUGGAAUCAGUUAGUAAACCGGCGACUCAGCAAUGAUGCGAGAGAAAUUCUUCCUAGAGUUUAAUCGAAGUGUAAUAAUAUGUUAUAAAUAUGAGUUUCGGGGAUUAUAUGAAGAGAAGACGCAACAAUAUUGCAUAUGAGAUCUGCGUGAUUUCUAAUUUAUUUGCGGAUUUUAUUAUACAGCAUCCUCCUUUUCUUGAGUUACUUUUAAGAAUAGCAGAUUGUCAUAGAUUCGCAGUCAUUCUGAUAAGUAUGUACGUAUAUGUACAAUACUACGAUAUAUAUGUAGACAUUCCUGCAAUACUCCAUACCGAGAUAUAUAUAUAUAUAUUUACGCGACAUGAGUUUUUUUAAUCGCGAGAUUUGAUUUCGACGCAUUAAAAUCGCAUCCAAUAUAAUUUAUUUAUUUAUUUCGAUAUAAUCACGCUGCGAACAUGAAGCUACCUAUAUCGAUAUUCUUCCACACGGCAAAUACUGUUUAAGAAGUAUUACCGCUUUGAUUGCGUAUAAUAAGAUCUUAAUCAGAUAAAUGAUUUAAAAGAAAUUAUUAUUGGCGAUUGUGGAAGUGAAUGAUAUGCAUCUAUUUCUGCGAGAGAAAUUUUUGCCGUCAUUGUUGCGAGUUGUUUAGCGAAAAUGAACUUGGUUUUUCGAGCCACCUUCCGUCCGUCCCGAAAAUCAAAAGGUAACAAAGAGAUAACAAAAUUAAAAGCGCGAAGAAAUUUAAACGAAUACUGUAAAGCAGCAGCAGCAGGGAAUGAUCGUUGAGUACUUAUAGCGGUACUUAUCGAAAAAGAAUAUUGAUUAAUCAAUGUACUUAAAUAUUAAUACAUGUAGAGAGCUCGUUGCUGACGAUAUCGACGCACAUCGUCGAUCACUUCGUCUUUAUUUGUUUUUUUUUUUUUUUGUAAUUUUUUCCUCGAAAUAGUUUUUUCGUUAUUUCAUUCAUUUCCUUAAGAAAAAGAGAGAGAAAGAGAGAGAACGAGGAAAAAUAUGUACAUAAGCAGCAUAGUAAUUCGUUAUAACAUUAUGACGUUUAUUUACGUACUUACUGAUUUUUUUCCUUUUACGUUUCUUGGUCGAUGUAUGCUAACAUGGUUCAUUUGACUAGGAUCGAAAAGGAGUGAUAGGCGUCUUGGCUGAUAUUAUAUCCAUUUCUAUGAUGCUUCUGCGACUUCUGGGCAUUUGAUGUUUUUUUCUUUUGUUAUAACUUUUAAUGAAAGAGUCUCGUUCGUUUGUAUCCAUCUUUUUUAUCGCGCCUGGAAAAGCGCGGGGGAUCAGCCAAGACGUGUUCCGGUGUCUCGUUCGACUGAAACAGAUGAAUGCAUUUAGAAAAAAUGGAUAACAGAAAUAAACUUACACACAUCUACAUAUCCAGAGAAAGAGAUGCCGGGACAAGAAUAUAUAGGCAAAUAUAUGCACCGCGUGCCAAAUUCAAAAGUGCAACCGCGUUGCCUGCCAAUUGGUACAUCGCGCACGCUUCCGUGGUUGUGUUGUACAUAGUGUCGCCGGUCGAUUCCUGGAUCACAACGUACGACUUAAUGCGUGUAUAUUUCGUAAAAGUAUCCUUGUUCAUUUUACAUUGUAUCUGCCACUGUAAAAAUACGAUUUAUUAUAUAAUAUCUGUUGUGAUUAUGAACAGGCCUUUUAUUUCUUUCGCGAAAUAUAUCUCCGCACUCUUUUCAAGUCAAUCUCUUUCCAGUCUCAAUAAAAAAUGCGAUAUUUAUCUUUAUAGCGACCAAACAAGAUGGAGAAGAGGAAAAAAAUGGUAAUUUGUAAUAAUAAAUAUGAUAUUCAGGUCUCAAUAGCGUGAAAAUGAUUGAAAAAUAUUCGUUUUUUCUUCGAAUUACGCGAAUGUCAAUAUUGUCAAUAUUGGUUUCUAAUAUUUUAUUUUUGAA